This is a messenger RNA of Salvelinus fontinalis (brook trout), 5179 nucleotides long. RefSeq names its product ring finger protein 150b (gene rnf150b). The coding region runs from base 376 to 1680 and encodes 434 amino acids. Lineage: Eukaryota; Metazoa; Chordata; Actinopteri; Salmoniformes; Salmonidae. The record is from RefSeq and is a predicted model, not a curated record. The transcript is spliced from 6 exons.
UGGACAGAGAAACACUUCCUGGACCCGUUAAACGUUUAUAAAUCCAAACAAAAUUUUAAUGUCUUUGCAGAGUGUCAUCACGGUCGCUAGUUACCGUUUCGUCGCGGUUGCUGGGAACAAUCUAUUUUUCUUUUGUUUUGUUGAUUUGAAGUUUUAAAAAUGGAAAUGUGUUUUUUUUCUCUCGGCUAUCUGCAACCCUACAUUAACUAGCUAGUAGAGGAGGUGUUGGUCCCCCGGUUUGUGUUUACAAAGAGAGAGAGACCGGGGGGAGGAGGAUGAAAAACAAGCCGUUCGUUAUGGAGUAACGAGCUAACAGUAUCUAGUUUUCGGUGUGGACGGUACUACAGACAGAGAUCACAUUAAACCCAGCUAGUUAUGGCCAUGUCGUUGAUGCAGGCCUGCCGCACUUUAGCUCAAUCUACAUGGCUCCUGUCGUUUUGUUUCGUUCACCUCCUCUGUUUGGACGUUACCGUCGCCGAGAGAGAGGAAUGGUACACCGCCUUCGUUAAUAUCACCUACAUAGACCCGGUCACCUCUGAAGUCCGGACGGAGAAAGCAGAAUACGGUCGAUACGGGGAACACUCGCUUAAACGCGACGCAAAAGGAGUCGUGGUACUUCCUUCUCUCUCCCAGGAUAGACAAGCCUGUGAUCCCGGUACCCGGUUCGCUGUUCCGGUCCAGGGCAAUGCGUGGAUAGCCCUGAUUGCCAGGGGAAACUGCACAUUUAAAGACAAGAUACGACACGCAGCGAGCCAAAACGCCACGGCCAUCGUUAUAUUCAACGUUGGAUCCAGCAACUCCAAUGAUACAAUCACAAUGCCACAUUCAGGUAUGGGUGAUGUGGUCGCCAUCAUGAUCCCCGAGCCUAAAGGUCGUGAGGUCGCUGCUCUGCUAGAGCGGAACGUCACGGUAACCAUGCACAUCACCAUAGGAACGCGUAACCUCCAGAAGUACGUGAGCAGGACGUCGGUGGUGUUCGUCUCCAUCUCCUUCAUCAUCCUGAUGAUUAUCUCUCUGGCCUGGCUCGUCUUCUACUACAUACAGAGGUUCAGAUACGUCAACGCACGAGACCGCUACCAGAGGCGCCUGGGAGAUGCAGCUAAGAAGGCCAUCAGUAAACUGCAGGUCAGGACCAUCAGGAAAGGAGACGAGGAAACGGAGUCAGACUUUGAUAACUGUGCCGUGUGUAUCGAGGGCUACAAGCCCAACGAUGUGGUCAGGAUACUACCCUGCAGACAUUUGUUCCAUAAGAACUGUGUGGACCCAUGGCUGCUGGAUCACAGGACGUGUCCCAUGUGUAAGAUAGACAUCCUCAAAGCCCUGGGCAUCGCUUUAAAUGCAGACUGUCUGGAUGACCUGCCCUUGGACUAUGAGAUGGUGGGGGGUGUGGUCCUGGAGGCUGUGGUAUCGGCGGGGUCCAGUGAGGGGACCCUCAGUGAGGGGGGGCCGGUGGUUCUAGACCCGGGGGUGCGGAGGGUGGGGCUCCCCCAAGACUACCACGACCCAGACCCUCUGAGGGAUAGUCCCAUUACUGUUACUACUGACACCCACACAGGUGAACUCCUGCCCGUGACGAGCAGUGCGUCCGUGGCGUCCCUGGUGAUCGCUGUAGAAACCGGGCUGUCGGACGAAGACCUUUCACUGGAACAACCAGCCCUUACUGGGGACGACAAGUCCUGAGACCCGGGCCACACCAGGACCAGAACAAGGUCUAACCUGGGUAAGUCUGGGUUACCUUGCUUCUGUAUUGUCGUGACUAUACCUGGGACAAAUCUAACUUGGGACAGAGACAUACCUGUAGGCUGGAUAAACCAGCCUGGGAUGGGCCUACCUGGAUAAACCUACCUGGAAUGGAUAUAGCUGGAUAAACCUACCUGGAAUGGAUAUAGCUGGAUAAACCUACCUGGAAUGGAUAUACCUGGAUAAACCUGCCUGGAAUGGGUCUACCUGGAUAAACCUGCCUGGAAUGGGUCUACCUGGGAUGGGCCUACCUGGAUAAACCAGCCUGGAAUGGGCCUACCUGGAUAAACCAGCUUGGAAUGGGUCUACCUGGGAUGGGCCUACCUGGAUAAACCAGCCUGGGAUGGGCCUACCUGGAUAAACCUGCCUGGAAUGGGUCUACCUGGGAUGGGCCUACCUGGAUAAACCAGCCUGGGAUGGGCCUACCUGGAUAAACCUACCUGGAAUGGAUAUAGCUGGAAUGAGUCUACCUGAAUAAACCAGCCUGGAAUGGAUAUACCUGGAUAAACCUGCCUGGAAUGGGCCUACCUGGAUAAACCUGCCUGGAUAAACCUGCCUGGAAUGGGCCUACCUGGAUAAACCAGCCUGGAUAAACCUACCUGGAAUGGAUAUAGCUGGAUAAACCUACCUGGAAUGGAUAUACCUGGAUAAACCUGCCUGGAUAAACCUACCUGGAAUGGGCCUACCUGGAUAAACCUGCCUGGAAUGGGCCUACCUGGAUAAACCUGCCUGGAAUGGGCCUACCUGGAUAAACCUACCUGGAAUGGAUAUAGCUGGAUAAACCUACCUGGAAUGGAUAUACCUGGAUAAACCUGCCUGGAUAAACCUACCUGGAAUGGGCCUACCUGGAUAAACCUGCCUGGAUAAACCUGCCUGGAUAAACCUACCUGGAAUGGAUAUACCUGGAUAAACCUGCCUGGAAUGGGCCUACUUGGAUAAACCUGCCUGGAAUGGGCCUACCUGGAUAAACCUACCUGGAAUGGGCCUACCUGGAUAAACCAGCCUGGAUAAACCUACCUGGAAUGGGCUUAACUGGAUAAACCUACCCUGAAUGGGCCUACCUGGAAUGGGCCUACCUGGAUAAACCUACCCUGAAUGGGCCUACCUGGAAUGGGCCUACCUGGAAUGGGCCUACCUGGAUAAACCUGCCUGUAACUGAUUCCAGAUUAAACCAGGACAAAAAAGAUCCACAAUUUGUGGGAUUUUCUGGAAAUUGUACCCAUAGAAUGGUUUGGAGGAAGGAUUAUUGUCAUAUUUUACAUUUUGUAUCUUAAAGCAUAAUAAAAAGAUAAAGUAUUAUUCAAAUGUCGCAUAUUUCUGACAUUUUGACCUUUGACCUUACCCAGUCCUCCUGGACGAGAGUUUAAUCUGUAGGUGCUGCAAAGCAACAAUUGGUGUGUGUUUUGUAACAUGAGUUGGAUAACCCCCAUAUGGGAUGGGACACCGUGUACACUAGAGAUUUAACUCUGUGGCCCUGCCUACGUGGAGGAUCGACUCACCUGGUUAUGGAGCGAUCUGACUGGUAACUUCCUGUUACCUGGUGGGGUGUUCUGUGUGUCAAUGGAGGUAGCUGUCACCUGGAGCCCAGGACAUAUUUCACAGUAAGAGUUCUGAUCUCACACACAUCAACAGAACCUUUUGUGAAUCUAGAAACCAGAUUUUAUAAAACUACUAUUUUGAAACAGAACUUCAAGAACUGGAGCAUAUAUGACAGGGACAUUUUUAUUUUCAUAAAAGCCUCAAAGACCUCUGGGAGAUGUAGUCAGUGAACUGCGCAGCAUCUUCUGUUGUUCUGUCUGGAAUGACACGGUCUCUACUACUGUAACCAGGCAUAAGGUCACACCACUACAUAGUGUAGUAAUGCUAUUUUUAAAGUACAACUUCAGUAUUCUCUCCUUCUACCUGUGUAUAUUCUAUGGUCAUAUCUGUAAGAAGUACUUUCUUUUAGCCUCCGUCCGUCUGUCUGUCUGUCUGUCUGUCUGUCUGUCUGUCUGCCUAUAUCUGUACGAUGAGCUCACAGUGAAGUGUUGUUUUAUUUUCUGUUUGUUUUUUUUACUACCUUUUUCUGUCUUAACUGGCCAAUCAGAGUUGGUUGUGUUAUUUAUGGUGUUGCCUAUAACUCCCCUUUUUGACAAUCAGAUGUUACAGCAAUGCUCUGGAACGUUCUAGAAUCCUUCUCAGAACCUCCUCUGGAACGUUCUAGAAUCCUUCUCAGAACCUCCUCUGGAACGUUCUAGAAUCCUUCUCAGAACCUCCUCUGGAACGUUCUAGAAUCCUUCUCAGAACCUCCUCUGGAACGUUCUAGAAUCCUUCUCGGAGACUCCUCUGGAACGUUCUAGAAUCCUUCUCAGAACCUCCUCUGGAACGUUCUAGAAUCCUUCUCAGAACCUCCUCUGGAACGUUCUAGAAUCCUUCUCAGAACCUCCUUUGGAACGUUCUAGAAUCCUUCUAGAAUGAAUCAAUAAAAUAUAUUCUAUAUCGAGGUGACAAACGAUCGAAAACUAUUUGUGUGUAGAUAAAUAGCCACGCGUGAGUUGAACUAGACACUUGUUCAACUCCCUUCAGGAUUCUGAAAGUAUUGGAGGGUCUGAACAUGGGUUGGAAGUAGUUUCCAAUGAGAGGGGAUCUGAGGAAUGAGAUGAUAUAUUUAUUAUGCCUAUAGUGAACCGAGUCGCUGGGACCCUCUCGCUGCAAUACAGGGGCUGUGUGUAUAAUGACAACCGGUUCUGUUAAGAGCACACAUACAGCUUUAGGGCGGGUGUGGGGGAGAAAACACAAAUGAGAGAGCGAUCCCCCACCUCCCCUGAGGAACAACCAUAUUGAGGUUAUGUACAGAGAGAGAUCCCCCACCUCCCCUGAGGAACAACCAUAUUGAGGUUAUGUACAGAGAGAGAUCCCCCACCUCCCCCUGAGGAACAACCAUAUUGAGGUUAUAUACAGAGAGAGAUCCUCCACCUCCCCCUGAGGAACAACCAUAUUGAGGUUAUGUACAGAGAGAGAUCCCCCACCUCCCCCUGAGGAACAACCAUAUUGAGGUUAUGUACAGAGAGAGAUCCCCCACCUCCCCUGAGGAACAACCAUAUUGAGGUUAUGUACAGAGAGAGAUCCCCCACCUCCCCUGAGGAACAACCAUAUUGAGGUUAUGUACAGAGAGAGAUCCCCCACCUCCCCUGAGGAACAACCAUAUUGAGGUUAUGUACAGAGAGAGAUCCCCCACCUCCCCCUGAGGAACAACCAUAUUGAGGUUAUGUACAGAGAGAGAUCCUCCACCUCCCCCUGAGGAACAACCAUAUUGAGGUUAUGUACAGAGAGAGAUCCCCCACCUCCCCCUGAGGAACAACCAUAUUGAGGUUAUGUACAGAGAGAGAUCCCCCACCUCCCCCUGAGGAACAACCAUAUUGAGGUUAUAUACAGAGAGAGAUCCCCCCCCCCCCCCCCC